Molecule: messenger RNA, 828 nt
Organism: Marasmius oreades (fairy-ring Marasmius)
Lineage: Eukaryota; Fungi; Basidiomycota; Agaricomycetes; Agaricales; Marasmiaceae
Exons: 6
Coding region: 1-828 (275 amino acids)
Biological process (GO): protein histidyl modification to diphthamide
Molecular function (GO): diphthine synthase activity
Source: RefSeq, a predicted model, not a curated record
AUGCUCUACAUAAUUGGCCUUGGUCUCUGCGAUGAGCGUGACAUAACAAUAAGAGGACUUCAGGCUGUAAAGAAUUCAACGAGAGUCUAUCUGGAAGCCUAUACCAGCAUCUUGAUGGUACAAAAAGAACGAUUGGAAGCGUUCUACGAAAAAUCUCUCAUUCUCGCCGAUCGUGACUUGGUCGAAUCACAAAGUGAUGAGAUUUUACACAACGCUGACAAGGAGGAUGUGUCUCUGCUCGUGGUCGGCGAUCCUUUUGGGGCCACAACUCAUACGGAUAUUCUUCUCCGUGCUCGUGCCCUUAAUGUUCCAACCCGCGUAAUCCACAAUGCAUCAAUCAUGAAUGCCGUCGGGGCCUGUGGCCUACAGCUAUACAACUUCGGACAAACUGUCUCCCUCGUCUUUUUCACUGAGACGUGGAAACCAGACUCCUUCUAUGACCGUAUCAAAGAGAAUGCUGAUCUCGACCUUCAUACGCUCGUUCUGCUUGACAUCAAAGUCAAAGAACAAAGCGAGGAAAAUCUUGCUAGGGGCCGAAAAAUCUAUGAACCUCCCCGAUACAUGACAAUACCUCUUGCUGUUACCCAGCUUCUGGAGAUCGAAUCGAUGCGCCAGACGGGAGCCUUGUCUCCAGAUACGACGCUUGCCAUAGCUCUUUCCCGGGUAGGAGGAGGGGAUGAACAUCAGCGUAUUGUCGCAGGGACGCUAUCGGAAUUAGUAAAUCAUCCCUCGGAUGCAUUCGAAGUGGAAUAUGCCGAGACUUUUGCGGUAGACAAGGAGCGAUGGAGAGAGGUGGCCAGGACUAGUUAUGGUUGUGCAUUAGAAUAG